GUUAAAGAAAAGCAUCCUAAUAAAUCAUGUAGUAGUAGUGUCUGAUCUUUCCAGAAGCUGAAAUCAAACCCUUCUCUUCGUAGGGUUCAUUUUGUAUGAAAUCGGGGAAAAAAAAAAAUAAAAAAAAAAAAAAAAAAAUCUCAUGAACACACAUUAGAAACCCUAACUGCCAUGAAAUCGAUUCCUUCUCUUGCAUUUCUUGGAAGCAGUUCUCAUUCCCAAUUCAUUGCUUCAGAAAAUGUUUAUGUUGCAGAGCCGGAGAGGGUUUAGCCUACAAUUUUGAUGGCAUUUGUUCGUUCGGUGUCGAGUUUUACUGGCUGUUGUUUAUGUGGAAACAAUCUCCAAGAAAUCAAAAGCAACUACAAGGUUUCUCUUCCUCUCAUCAGAAGCAGCAACACUCUGAUUGGAUCGGAAACACUCCGGAGAAGAUGUUUCCUGGCUGUGGGUCGGUGGAGAUUGAACGCCACUGACGUGCGUGUCAUUGAGAACAACAAUGCCCAGACGCGGACUGGACUCGUUGAAAUUCCCGUCACUUGCUACCAGAUUGUUGGUGUUCCCAAUCAAGCAGAGAAAGAUGAGAUUGUCAAGUCAGUGAUGGAUCUGAAAAAUGCUGAGAUUGAGGAAGGGUACACUAUGGAUGUUGUUGUAUCUCGCCAGAAUCUUCUAAUGGAUGUGAGGGAUAAGCUUCUUUUUGAACCAGAAUAUGCUGGUAAUGUAAGGGAAAAGGUGCCACCUAAGUCUUCUCUACGAAUUCCUUGGGCUUGGUUACCUGGUGCUCUUUGCCUUCUUCAAGAGGUUGGAGAAGAGAAGCUUGUGCUAGAUAUUGGCAAAGCAGCCCUUCAGCAUCCAGAUGCUAAGCCACAUAUUCAUGAUUUGCUUCUGUCCAUGGCAUUAGCGGAGUGUGCCAUUGCUAAAGCUGGUUUUGAGAAGAACAAUAUUUGCCGAGGAUUUGAAGCUCUUGCUCGUGCUCAGUGUCUUCUUAGGGGCAAAAUAUCUCUUGGAAAUAUGACAUUGUUAUCUCAGAUAGAAGAAUCUUUGGAAGAGCUUGCACCUGCUUGUACAUUGGAAAUUUUAGCCAUGCCUCACACGCCUGAAAAUGCUGAACGGAGACUAGGAGCCAUUGCAGCCUUGCGUGAAUUGCUCAGACAAGGCCUUGAUGUAGUAACUUCAUGUCAAGUUCAAGAUUGGCCGUGCUUUUUGAGUCAAGCACUUAAUAAACUCAUGGCUUCUGAAAUAGUUGAUCUUCUUCCUUGGGAUAAUUUAGCUAUUGCACGGAAGAAUAAGAAAUCAAUUGAAUCGCAGAAUCAGAAAGUUGUGAUUGAUUUUAAUUGUUUCUAUAUGGCUUUGUUGGCUCAUUUUGCUUUUGGAUAUUCAAGCAAGCAAACAGACUUGAUUAACAAAGCAAAAACAAUUUGUGAAUGUUUAAUAGCAUCAGAAGGUAUUGAUUUAAAAUUUGAAGAGGCCUUCUGCUUGUUCCUUCUUGGACAGGGUGCUGAGGCAGAUGCUGUUGAAAAGCUUCGGCAGCUAGAAUUAAAUUCUAAUCCUGCUUUACAAAAUUCCAUCUCAGGGAAGGAAUUCAGAGAUGUUUCUGGCACAGACCAAUCACUGGAAAUAUGGUUGAAGGAUGUUGUGCUGGAUUUAUUCCCAGAUACACGAGAUUGUUCUCCGUCUUUGGUCAACUUCUUUGCUGGUGAAAAGAAAGCUUUUGGGAACAGGCAAAAUAAAGGAGCUUCACAGACCAUAUCUAAUAUAAGCCGCCGACCACUUUCCCCUUCUGUUGCAUCAGAUCGAAGAGCUAUUGAGGAACCUAUCUCAUAUUUAAACUCUUCUCAACAUCUUGGGCCUGCUGUAAAGCAGUUAGCUCCCUGUAAUUUGCAAAAUCCGUUGACUGCAGGCAAGACUAACAACGGAGCCAAUGUUAGCACACCAUCUGUUCAAUUGAAAAGAAAUUUGGGUGGACACCAUAAUAGAGUUUGGGAUAACUUCUUGGGCUCAUAUAAUGUGGUUGGAAAGAUUGCUUUUGUUACAGUAUUGGGGUGUGUUCUGUUUGCUGUACGUUUGUGGAGGAUGGGAAGUGCAUCCAGAUGGACAUCGAAGAAACUAAGAAUGAACACAAGUUCUGUUUCUUGGACUAUGGAUUCUUCCCUAGAUCAAAGUGUGGGGCCUAGUUAUAUUAAAGGAAUUAGUAUUGCCGGAAUACUCCAGAAGCUUCUCUCAGGGUUUAAGCCGCAGCUCAGGAACUGCCCAGAUGCUGCAAAUUUGCAAAAUCCAUGCCUUGCUGCUAGUCUGUCAUCCUCUAUGACUGCAGUAUACAAGAGGCCAAUGGCUAUGGAAGAAGCUGAAACCCUUGUUAAGCAAUGGCAAGCUACUAAAGCUGAAGCUCUUGGGCCUAACCAUAAAGUUCAUAACCUAUUUGAAGUCCUUGACGAGUCUAUGCUUCUGCAGUGGGAAGCUUUGGCUGAUGCAGCUAAAGACAGGUCUUGUUUUUGGAGAUUUGUUUUGCUGCAAUUGUGUGUCCUGCGAGCUGAGAUUUUAUCAGAUGGGAUUGGUCUCGAAAUGGCAGAAAUAGAGGCUCUCCUGGAGGAAGCAGCUGAACUUGUUGAUGACUCUUUGCCAAAGAACCCAAAUUAUUACAGCACCUAUAAAAUAAUUUAUGUUCUAAAACGGCAAGAUGAUGGUUCGUGGAGGUUCUGCAAAUGUGAUAUUCUACCUUCGUCAUGAUUUUUCAACCUAGAUGGAAAACAAUUGCGAUCGUGACGUCGGAUGUCUUUAGAAUGAUUGGUCCGAACAGAUGGUCAAGCCCCUCAUUACUCAACGCUUAUCGUUUUUCUUUCUACCAAGCUGCUGCAUUCCAUCUUCAAUAUUUGCUUGUAAUGAUAUCCGGCCGACAAAGUUGGGAUUAGAACUCAAUUAAAGCUAGUAGCUACUGAUUCUUUUUUUUUUUUUCCGAGUCAUGUACACAGGAAAUAGAACAAAGUUGAGAUUUUAAAUCUAGUAGCUGCCGAUUCUUUCUUUUCUGUUUUUUUUUAUUUUUUAUCAGAGUCAUGUACACGGGAAAUUCUUUGUAAGAAAUCUUGCGAAAGAGCAAAGAACCUGACAUCUACUAUUUACUAAAAGGGCAUGUUUAGUAGGCAUU
Molecule: messenger RNA, 3136 nt
Organism: Cornus florida
Lineage: Eukaryota; Viridiplantae; Streptophyta; Magnoliopsida; Cornales; Cornaceae
Product: plastid division protein CDP1, chloroplastic
Exons: 12
Coding region: 283-2721 (812 amino acids)
Biological process (GO): chloroplast fission
Cellular component (GO): chloroplast inner membrane
Source: RefSeq, a predicted model, not a curated record